This is a messenger RNA of Colletotrichum siamense, 480 nucleotides long. RefSeq lists its product as uncharacterized. The coding region runs from base 1 to 480 and encodes 159 amino acids. The record is from RefSeq and is a predicted model, not a curated record. Lineage: Eukaryota; Fungi; Ascomycota; Sordariomycetes; Glomerellales; Glomerellaceae. The transcript is spliced from 2 exons.
AUGGCUGACCCAAAUAAGAAGACAACGGCAAGCAAGAGGACAAGGGCAAGAGCAAGAAGAAGAGAGGCCAAGAGGGCCAGGGAAGAACAGGCUAGGCAACAGCAGGCCAGAGAGGAAGAGGUUCCAAGGCACGCGCUCCAGAAUGAUCUACGCAUCAAGUUCCAGGCCGUCAGUAAUUUGAUGAGAGACCUAUACCAGCAAGCACCAAACCCGUACGAUAUCAAUGAUACCAAGCGCAUGCAACAGUCAGCCAGGCCAAGAUGGGUCAGGACACGAGUGCAACUCUUUCACGCCAUGAUCACACUCAAGGCUGCCGAGGAGCCCCUUCUGGACUGCGCAAUGGGGUACCGGGGUCGGAUGACUGAGGACGAGUGGAUCAGGGUGUUAGAACAAGUAAUGGGACUAUUAAAUGCGAUCAAAGCUGCUGGCUGCGACAAGCUGUACGCUGACCUCCUCGGACCGGAACUGGCAAGCCGGUGA